Messenger RNA from Stylonychia lemnae, 1611 nucleotides. The record is from the annotation of a GenBank genome assembly. Lineage: Eukaryota; Ciliophora; Spirotrichea; Sporadotrichida; Oxytrichidae.
AUGUAAAGCUAUUAAAACUAUCUCAAGAUUGAAUAAGAUGAUGAUAAAACUGAGGGCAGAUCUUAGAAUUAUAGAUAUAUACAGGCUCCACAAGCAAAUUUAUUUGAAAGUUAUCAAAAUUAGGUCAAUGUGAGAUAAUUUAUUGACCCAGUUCUUGAUAGAUAACCAGAAAAUCUGUAUGUAAAGCAAGAUAUUGAUAGAGUAACACUGGAGGCUAUUGGAGAAUAGGACACUGUAGAAUUAAGAAAGAAAAUGAUGCUCCUUGAAAUGCAUAAGAAAAACGCAAUGAAGCAUGAACCAUAUCAAGAAACUAAUAAUAAAAGACCUGGACCAGGUCUAGAAGUAACUGCAAAUGAAAAAGAUGAACUUCUAGCAAGGAGAAAUUUUACUUGGACCAAGCCAAAAUUUGAUUUAACAUCAGCUAGAAUUUAGCUAGAAUUAGUAGACUGGAAAAAGGUUUUAUCAGUUUAUUGUGCUAAAAGUAGUUCAAGUGGAGUAUUUUUUGCAAGUUAAAUUCAUGGUGCUUUUGUUAUUAAAGCUUGUGCAGAUGUAGUCUCAUCAUUUUUCGCUUCUAAAUUAUACUAAAAACUGCACAUCCCAACACCUGAUAUAAGAGUUCUAGCUCAUCAGGAAAAAGAAUUUAAGUUUAUGCUACAUUCCCUCGAAAGAGUUUCAUUUCAUGAUGACACUCUGAGAUAUAUGAUUAGAAUACAUAUGGAUAGACCUUUCAUUCUACUCUAAGAAUAUAUACCAGCAGUAAGCUUGUAAAAUAUGGGAUAAAAGAGAGCAGAUAGAUGCUUUAACGUUGCCUAUCCAGAUGCUUCAAACAGAUUGAUAAAUAUAGGAAAGAUUAUAGCCGCUGAUUGCUGUGUAAAUAAUCCAGAUAGAAUGCCAAUGAUCUGGGAUAACCAUGGAAAUUCCACAAAUAUUCUAUUUGAAAUAAAUACGGAUGAGAAAAUUGAUGAUGAAAAAAUUGCAAAUAUGGAUUACUCUGACUUCUAGUUCUCUUCAGCUGUUGCAAUUGAUAAUAAAACUUUUAGUAUCCAUUAAAGAGAUAGAGCCUAAAUAAACUAUUUAAAAGACUAUAUUAAGAGAAUUGAGUCAUUUGUUGAGGCAGUAUUUACUGAUCUAAGGUUAAUCAUUAAUGGUGACGUGGCUGUACUUGAUUUUUACAAAAAUCAUACACUUUAUGAAAUUAAAGGAAGAGCAGCAUUUAGAAUUAUAGAGGGUAUUAUUAUAGGAUUCUUCAAUAUUUAAAAUGAGGGUUAUAAAAGUGCAUUGCAAGCUUAUGAAGAAACUAAAUAAGCUGUCUAAAAAGAUUGGAAAGAUGUUUGGAGUCACGGCCUUAAAGAAAUUGAGUUAGAGUUCUUUGAAUUAACUAUGAAUUCAGUUGAUAAAUAAAUGAAAGUAUAUGAAGAGGAGGUGAAGUGGGUCAUCAAAACGAACUUAUUUACUUUCGUUAUAGAUCACGUAAUUGAGGGCAAAGGUAGCUAUUUGAUUCAGAAAUUAAGAGAAGAAGAAGAUAAGACAGCAUUAUCUAGAAAUGAAGGAGGAGAUGGAAACUAUAGUGAGUAGAAUCAAAUCUAGUCCAGAUAAGAAAAUUAUUAAUGA